AUGGCGUGGCCCUGCAUCAGCCGUCUCUGCUGCCUGGCGCGGCGCUGGAACCAGCUGGACCGCUCCGACGUGGCAGUGCCGCUGACCCUGCACAGCUACUCGGACCUCGAGAGCGAGGAGCCGGGCCCAGGCGGCGCCGCUUGCCGCAGGGGCCCGUCCCCUGCAGGCGCCCGGGACCCCGGCCGGGACGUGCCGCUCACUCAGUACCAGCGGGACUUCGGCGUGUGGACGGCUCCCGCGGGGCCCAGAGAUGCUCCGCAGGGGCGCGGGUCGGGUGCGGGCGGCCGCAGGAACAAGCCCCCCGCGGCCCCUGGCCGGGGUGUCUACGUGCUCCCCAUUGGCGACGCGGACUCGGCUGCGGUGACCACGUCUUACAGACAGGAGUUCCAGGCCUGGACCGGAGUAAAGCCGCCGAGAUCCGCAAAGGCAAGACCCACCACAGUCCUCACAACCCACAGCUCCAGAUGGGACAGCAGCCCUGGGGGCAGCUUCCAGGCCCCUGAGGGGAGGAAGAAGUUCACCCCUAACCCAUCAGCCAUCUUUCAGGCUUCAGCUCCCCGGAUCCUCAAUGUAUGA
Molecule: messenger RNA, 576 nt
Organism: Odobenus rosmarus divergens (Pacific walrus)
Lineage: Eukaryota; Metazoa; Chordata; Mammalia; Carnivora; Odobenidae
Gene: MAP6D1
Product: MAP6 domain containing 1
Exons: 3
Coding region: 1-576 (191 amino acids)
Biological process (GO): microtubule cytoskeleton organization; cytoskeleton-dependent intracellular transport; regulation of microtubule cytoskeleton organization
Cellular component (GO): microtubule; cis-Golgi network; Golgi-associated vesicle
Molecular function (GO): calmodulin binding; microtubule binding
Source: RefSeq, a predicted model, not a curated record